Molecule: messenger RNA, 1861 nt
Organism: Humulus lupulus (European hop)
Lineage: Eukaryota; Viridiplantae; Streptophyta; Magnoliopsida; Rosales; Cannabaceae
Exons: 1
Coding region: 715-1710 (331 amino acids)
Cellular component (GO): plasma membrane
Source: RefSeq, a predicted model, not a curated record
AAACCUUCUUUGAUAGACAUAAUGUAAACUAUGAUUGUUCUGUACUACUUUAGCAACCUUUAAUAGUACUAAAUUUCCUUAACAAAUUUGACUUACUUUUAGUCACUUUUGGAGGUUACAUAUAGCUAAUCUAAUCAGUCUAUAUAUAGUCUCUAAUAUAGUGAUAUAUAAUCAAGUCAUUACUGUUAGACCCAUAAAGCAAAAUAUAUCAAAUGGUUUACAAAACAUAACUUAAUGAGCCAGUAAACAUGUAAAACAUGAAUGUCAGAGCACUAAUAACCAUCGGAAAACAAAACAAAAAGACAAGACAACAAACACAAAUAUAGGACACUGAUUUCAUAGACCAUCACAUGAUAAUAUGGACCAAUUGAUUAGUCUAAACCAAUAAGGAUUUGUUCGAGGAAAAGGUGAGAGAGGUGAUCACUUUGAAGGACAAGGCCACUACUUUAUCAAACUAGUGCCAGCUGCUUCAACAAUUUUAAAAGCAAAACGGCAUUCAAACUCAACUUUAGCUCCCCACCUAAACUCCCCUUUUCUCUAAUACCAAAAACCAAGCAAAAAUGGUGGCCCCACUAACCCCCUCCCAAUCAAAAGCUUCUUUUUCUCUUUACUUAGUUUAAUGGACUUCCUAAUUUAUUUAAACAAACAACUAUCAUCAUCUUCCUUCUUCAUACCUUUCAUUUCAACUUUUUGCAUUUUGAAAAUUUUUCAAGGAUGCUUCCACUCCCUGCUCCACCUUCGUCUCGAUCUCCCUCUCCUUCUCCAAAUUCUCAGACACUGCGAUCUCCCUCUCCUUCUCCAAAUUCUCAGACACUGCCUCCGCUGCCACCACCACCUCAUAAGCAUGCCCAACAAUUAGCUCUAAACCAAGUUAGUAUAUCAAUGCAAGAAAUAAAUAGUGAAAAUAGAGCUCCCAAAACGCCAGACACUCACAUCAGGUCUUCCAUAAAGCAACCAAUACUCAGGCAAGCUGUGAACAGUGAUGAUCAAGCAAAUGAAGCGCCAGACACACACAUCAAGUCUUCCAUAAAGCAACCAAUGCUCAGGCAAGCAGUGAACAGCGAUGCCCGAGCAACCCCAUCACCACACAUCUUCAUCAAGUCUUCCAUAAAUGAACCAAUUCUCAGGCAUACUCAACCCCGGCGAACCAACCCACUUGUAUGGUUUGGUGCAAUUCUGUGUCUAGUAUUUAGUCUUCUUCUCAUUUUUUUUGGAAUAGCAACUUUAAUCAUCUACCUUGUUGUUAAACCAAAAAUACCAUUAUUUGACACCCCAAAUGCACGCCUUAACACCAUCUACUUCGACGCACCAGAUUAUUUCAACGGUGACUUUGCUUUCCUUGCAAAUUUCUCCAAUCCAAAUCGGAAACUUGACAUAAGGUUUGAGUAUCUGGAUAUAGAGCUUUACUUUGCUGACAGGCUCAUAUCAAGACAAGCUCUUCAGCCUUUCACUCAAAGACCAAGAGAAACAAGGAUAGAAGCUGUUCACCUCAUCUCAAGCUUGGUUUACUUGCCCCUGAAUCAUGCACUGGAACUUCGAACACAGGUACAGAGCAACAAAGUCAACUAUAAUAUAAGAGGGACUUUUAAGGUGAGAGCAACUCUGGGUAUGAUACAUGUUAAUUACUGGUUACAUAGUAGAUGCCAACUGCAGAUGACAGGCCCACCAACUGGUAUGUUAGUUGCCCGAAAUUGCAGAACAAAGAGAUGAAGAAGGUUACAUAAUUAUCUUCUUUUCUCUCUGCAUCUCCUUUAAUUAAGAUUGAACAGUAUGCAAGUUUUGGUGUAUACAUGUUUGAAUUAUUCUAUAUAUAUGAAUAUAUUUAUAUAUAUCAACUAUCAACAACAUUCUUUCAGAACAA